Messenger RNA from Suncus etruscus (white-toothed pygmy shrew), 4017 nucleotides. RefSeq names its product cell cycle associated protein 1 (gene CAPRIN1). Gene Ontology annotation, molecular function: RNA binding. Gene Ontology annotation, cellular component: cytoplasm. The record is from RefSeq and is a predicted model, not a curated record. NCBI's taxonomy places the organism in Eukaryota, Metazoa, Chordata, Mammalia, Eulipotyphla, Soricidae. The coding region runs from base 95 to 2281 and encodes 728 amino acids. The transcript has 19 exons.
CCACGCCACGCGGCUCCGGAACGCACCGUCAUCGUCAGCCUUUGCCUCCCGUCUCGGGAUCGCCAGCGGCCUCCUCCGCGCGAGCGCACGCACGAUGCCCUCGGCCACCAGCCACAGCGGAAGCGGCAGCAAGUCGUCGGGACCGCCAGCGCCGGCGGGAUCCUCGGGGAGCGAGGCGAAUAGCACGACGACGGCAGCGGGAGCCGGGGCGGCGGCGGCAGCAGCAGCGGUAACAGCAACAGCAGCAGUAGCGGCGCCGGCUUCGCAGCACCCCGCCACCGUGGGCACGGGCGCCGUGCAGACCGAGGCCAUGAAGCAGAUCCUCGGGGUGAUCGACAAGAAACUCCGCAACCUGGAGAAGAAAAAGGGCAAACUUGAUGAUUACCAAGAGCGAAUGAACAAAGGAGAAAGGCUUAAUCAAGAUCAACUGGAUGCUGUAUCUAAGUACCAGGAAGUCACAAAUAACUUGGAGUUUGCGAAAGAAUUACAGAGGAGUUUCAUGGCAUUAAGUCAAGAUAUUCAGAAAACUAUAAAGAAGACAGCACGUCGGGAGCAGCUUAUGAGAGAAGAAGCCGAACAGAAGCGUUUAAAAACCGUACUUGAGUUGCAGUAUGUUUUGGACAAAUUAGGAGAUGACGAAGUGCGAACUGACCUGAAACAAGGCUUGAAUGGAGUCCCAAUAUUGUCUGAAGAGGAAUUGUCCUUGUUAGAUGAGUUCUACAAGUUAGCAGACCCUGAACGGGACAUGAGCUUGAGGUUGAACGAGCAGUAUGAACAUGCCUCCGUACACCUGUGGGACUUGCUGGAAGGAAAGGAAAAGUCUGUAUGUGGAACAACUUAUAAAGCUCUAAAGGAAAUUGUUGAGCGUGUGUUUCAGUCAAACUACUUUGACAGCACCCACAACCAUCAGAACGGAUUGUGUGAGGAAGAGGAGGCAGCCUCAGCACCUAUAGUUGAAGAUCAGGUAGCUGAAGCUGAACCUGAGCCAGCAGAAGAAUACCCUGAACAAAAUGAAGUUGAAUCAACGGAGUAUGUAAAUAGACAAUUUAUGGCAGAAACACAGUUCAGCAGUGGUGAAAAGGAGCAGGUAGAUGAGUGGACAGUGGAAACAGUUGAGGUGGUAAAUUCUCUCCAGCAGCAGCCUCAGGCUGCCUCCCCUUCAGUACCAGAACCCCAUUCUUUGACACCAGUGGCUCAGGCAGAUCCCCUUGUCAGAAGACAGCGAGUGCAGGAUCUCAUGGCACAAAUGCAAGGGCCCUAUAAUUUUAUACAGGAUUCCAUGCUGGAUUUUGAAAACCAGACACUUGACCCUGCAAUUGUAUCUGCACAGCCUAUGAACCCAGCACAAAACAUGGACAUGCCCCAGCUCGUUUGCCCUCCAGUUCAUUCUGAAUCGAGACUUGCUCAGCCCAAUCAAGUUCCUGUACAACCAGAAGCUACCCAGGUCCCUUUGGUGUCAUCUACAAGUGAGGGGUAUACAGCAUCUCAACCCUUAUACCAACCUUCUCAUGCUACAGAACAACGGCCACAGAAGGAACCAAUUGAUCAGAUUCAGGCAACCAUCUCUUUAAAUACAGACCAGACUACAGCAUCUUCAUCCCUUCCUGCUGCUUCUCAGCCUCAGGUGUUCCAAGCUGGAACAAGCAAACCUUUACAUAGCAGUGGAAUCAAUGUAAAUGCAGCUCCAUUCCAGUCCAUGCAAACGGUAUUCAACAUGAACGCACCAGUUCCUCCUGUUAAUGAACCAGAAACUUUAAAACAGCAAAAUCAGUACCAGACUAGUUAUAAUCAGAGCUUUUCCAGUCAGCCUCACCAGGUAGAACAAACAGAACUGCAGCAAGAACAACUUCAAACAGUGGUUGGCACCUACCAUGGUUCUCAGGACCAGCCCCAUCAAGUGACUGGUAACCAUCAGCAGCCCCCCCAGCAGAACACUGGAUUUCCUCGUAACAGCCAGCCCUAUUAUAACAGUCGUGGUGUGUCUCGUGGAGGCUCUCGUGGUGCUCGUGGCUUGAUGAAUGGAUACAGGGGCCCUACCAAUGGAUUCAGAGGUGGAUAUGAUGGUUACCGCCCUUCAUUCUCGAACACUCCAAACAGCGGUUAUACGCAGUCUCAGUUUAGUGCUCCCCGGGAUUACUCUGGCUAUCAGCGGGAUGGAUAUCAGCAGAAUUUCAAGCGAGGCUCUGGGCAGAGUGGACCACGGGGAGCCCCACGAGGUCGUGGAGGGCCCCCAAGACCCAACAGAGGGAUGCCGCAAAUGAACACUCAGCAAGUGAAUUAAUGUGAUUCACAGGAUUAUGUUUAAACGCCAAAAACACACUGGCCAGUGUAUCAUAAUAUGUUACCAGAAGAGUUAUUAUCUAUUUGUUCUCCCUUUCAGGAAACUUAUUGUAAAGGGACUGUUUUCAUCCCAUAAAGACAGGACUACAAUUGUCAGCUUUAUAUUACCUGGAUAUGGAAGGAAACUAUUUUUACUCUGCAUGUUCUGUCCUAAGCGUCAUCUUGAGCCUUGCACAUGAUAUUCAGAUUCCUCACCCUUGCUUAGGAGUAAAAAGCAUAAUAUACUUUAUGGGGUGAUAAAUAUCUCCACAGUUAUAUGGAGUGGUUUGGAAAGACUGACUUAAUAUUGGAUAAAAAUCUACAAAUCAGCCCUAGAGUUAUUCAUUGGUAAUUGAUAAAACUGAAACAUUUCCCUUCGGAGGAUGUUGGAAGAAGUUGAAUGUGGCUGGCAGACAACUGCAUUUCAUAACUUUCACUUGGGUUGGCACACUGAACAUUUAGGUGCAUACCAAAUUAUGCAUGGGCCCUUAAUCAUACAAAUAGACUGGCUAUCGGCUUUGAAGCAGCAGUAGUUAUGGCCAAAAGACUGGUUAAAACACAUGUAAAUUGCUUUUUUUAAAAAAAAAAAAACAGCUGAUAUUGUAUAAUAAAUACAAAGCCGAAAUGCAAAAUUAGGCUUUGAUUGGCACUUUUUUAAAAAAUAUAUAUAUGCAAAAAAUAGGGAUUUAAUCUGUAUGGCCGCUUCUGUACUUACUGUGAAAUAUUUAGAUAAUUUUUGAACACUUAAAAGAUUCUUUGACAAUGACUCUGGUAAGGAUCGAUACUCUAUAUCAUUCCUUAUAACAUACAUUGUCUCACUAAUUCUUGGAUCUUGCUUUAUUGUCACAUAAAUUGGUACAAGUACUCAUGGAUAAUCAUAACACUUGGUCACAUCUUUAUUCUGCAGCCUAAAGAUUUUUCAAAGAGAUUUCAGGUACCUGCUGCUACCACCCUUUUAAAUUGCUAUCUUUUGAAAAACACCAGUAUGUGUUUUAGAUUGAUUUCCCUAUUUUAGGGAAAUGACACUAGUUUCCGUUCUAAUGGUAUACGCAAAAGAAAUAAAACAUGUUUAUAAAAUUGUAUCUUGAAAUACUGGUGUUCAACAGCUAGCAGCUUAUGUGGUUUAUCCAUGCAUUAUUAAUGUUAAACAUUAGGUAUCUCCAGCCUAUUUCUAUAGUACUUGCACUUAAUUUUUGUCUAAUCCUGAUUGAAUUUUUUUAAUGGAAGCAUUCAUAAUCAAAAUGGCGAUUCCUUCCCUUAGAUGGAUAGGGAGAACUGCAAAAUUGGAUGGGAACGACUAAGCUGAGUUAAGUGAUUUACUUGCUGUGUUGAAAUUUGAGUUAGCAGUUUGAGCACUAGUACUGUGUGCCCAUGAUCUUAAUGCUGCUGUUAUAUCCCAUAUUGACUUCACAAGGAAAUAAUCCCACCUGUAAAGCAAAGUCUGUUAAGUUAAUGGUAUUUUCUGAGCAGAGACUGAAUUGUUUUCAGCCUUCAGCUAAGGAAUUUUUGCAGUAGGUGUUCGGCUACUUAAAACUAUUCUAAACAUUCAUCAUUAGACAACUGGAUUUUUUUUUUCCUGGUUUUGUAAUCUAAAAUGGAUAGGCUGUUGAACAUUCCACGUUCAAGUUUUGUAGGGUGGUGGGGAGGGGGUGAAUCUUCAUUGUUUAUUUUAAAAUAAAAUAAGUUCUUGACUUCUCA